Messenger RNA from Silurus meridionalis, 2206 nucleotides. It is a transcript of the gene rgrb, whose product is annotated as retinal G protein coupled receptor b. NCBI's taxonomy places the organism in Eukaryota, Metazoa, Chordata, Actinopteri, Siluriformes, Siluridae. The record is from RefSeq and is a predicted model, not a curated record. The transcript is spliced from 7 exons. Gene Ontology annotation, cellular component: membrane. Gene Ontology annotation, molecular function: G protein-coupled receptor activity. Bases 123 to 998 code for a protein of 291 amino acids. Gene Ontology annotation, biological process: phototransduction; visual perception; G protein-coupled receptor signaling pathway.
UUCACGUGAAACAGGAUAUAAAAAUCACGCUGCUCUGUUUAAAACCUUCUCAUUUCAGAAUCGGCUGAAGGAGGAGUGGAGCAACUGCUGACAUCGUUAGUGAUAUUUACAUUUUUAUCACAAUGUCGUCUCACGUGUUGCCUGAGGGAUUCAGUGAUUUCGACAUGUUUGUGUUCGGCUCAGUGCUGCUGGUGGGGGGUUUACUUGGGUUCUUCUUAAACUUCAUAUCCAUAUUGGCCUUCCUGAAGGUGAAGCAGCUCAGGACUCCAAGUAACUUUUUUGUCUUCAGUCUGGCACUUGCUGAUCUUGGACUCAGCUGUAACGGUCUGACAUCUGCAUACGCUAGUUACCUCAGAUAUUGGCCAUUCGGUUCUGGGGGUUGCCAGAUCCACGCUUUUCAGGGCAUGGUGUCUAUUUUGGCAGGAAUCAGUUUUCUUGGCGCUGUAGCAUGGGACCGAUAUCACAUGUAUUGCACCAAGCAGAAAAUGUUUUGGAGCACAUCUCUGCCCAUGAGCUCCAUCAUGUGGGGUUUGGCCGUGUUGUGGGCCGCUCUGCCGUUACCCUUCAUUGGGUGGGGUGUGUUCGACUUCGAGCCCAUGCAUGUAGGCUGCACCCUAGACUACACCAGAGGAGACAGAGGUUACAUUACCUACAUGGUGGCCCUCACUGUUCUUUACCUGGUGUUUCCUCUACUCAUCAUGUACUCCUCCUACUCCUCUAUCUACACUUACUUCAGGAAGAUCCACAACUUCAAGUUUAACACAAGUCUGCCUGUAAAGACACUGCUGUUCUGCUGGGGUCCGUACGUCAUCAUGUGUGUGUACGCCUGCUUCGAGAACACAACGGAUUUAUCACCAAAACUCAGAAUGGUUCUCCCAGUUGUGGCUAAACUGUCUCCGUUCUCCAACGCUCUGCUGUAUGCCUACGCCAACGAGUUUUACAGAGAAGGAAUCUGGCAGUUCCUCACAGGACAGAAACAAAUGGAGAAGAAGAAAUAGAGGUCCACUGGGGUGUGUGUGUGUGUGUGUGUGUGUGUGUGUGAGGAGGUGGAGGAGGAGCAUGGAACUUUCAUCAGAAGACACGACUUAAUUUAGGGAACAGGUUUUAUUCAAUCAAUCAAUCAAUCAAAUUGUAUUUAUAAAGCGCAUUACAACCACCAAAAGGAGCACAAGGUGCGUUCCAGUAAAGCAAAAUAUAGACAUUAAAAAUACAAAUUUAUUAAAAGUAAACAAUUUAAAAUAAAAAAAAAUUAAGAAAUAAUUUAUAAAAUAAAAAUAAAAUAAAAACGCAAUAUACAUCAAAUAGCAGUUGAAUCAGGGCUACAAGUAAAAGCUUGUCUGAAUAAAUGAGUUUUCAACUGCGAUUUAAAAAAAACACUCAGCACAGUGACGCAUCGUAUGUGUGCUGGAAGUGCGUUCCACAGCGUUGGUCCCUGGACAGCAAAUCAUAUAAACUUUUUAUAGUUGCAAUUAGGAGCAACCAGAGAGGUAAGUCCAGAGGAGCGGAGAGUUCUGGCUGGUUGGUAGACCGUUAUUAAUUCGGUAAGGUAGGCCUGGGCCAGAUCAUUGAUUGCCUUGAACACAAACAGCAGAACCUUAUACUCCACCCUAAACCGCACCGGAAGCCAGUAAAGCGAGCGGAGGACAGGGGUGAUGUGGGAGCAUUUGGAGGUGUUGGUGAGAAGACGAGCUGCCGCGUUUUGUACCAUUGGAGCCGAUUUAGAAGUGAUUGGUUGAGUCCAGUGUAAAGGGCAUUACAGUAGUCAGUCCUCGAGCUGAUGAAGGCAUGUAUAGCUUUUUCAAUGUCAGCUAGGGACAAGAAUGAUUUGACCUUGCUGAGUAGUCUUAGCUGGUAAAAGCUGGAUGGCAUAAUCCACGCUGUCAAAUGCAGCGGUAAGGUCCAGUAACACCAAAACCACAAAGCUUUUACCAUCCAAGCCUCCAAGAAUGUCAUUAUGGACCCUCAAUUUAUUGUAGAAUCUGAUUUAUUGUUGUUCUCAUAUUCACCUGCAGUGUCUGUGUGCGCAAGAAAACCAAGAAGUGACGAUAUCAGGGGGCAGGGAAGUGACAUCACAAAGGACAUAGAGACAUAAUAAUAAUUAUAGAAUAAAUAAUAAGAAGAAGAAAAUGAAGAUAAAGAAGAAAAAAAUAAAUGUUUAAUUCACUUUACCUUUAAAUAUUAAUAAAUACUAAUUUAUUAAAGCUCC